AUGCGCGCCAUCCAAGUCAGCUCUUACGUCUCCUCUCCAACCUCACUGACCGUCUCCACCGUUCCCACCCCCCAGCCAAGCCCCGAUAAAUACCUAAUCCGCAUCCGCGCCUGCGGCAUUAAUUUCUUCGACCUCCUCCAGAUCCGCGGCAAAUACCAACACCAACCACCCUUACCCUGGAUCUCCGGCGCCGAGUUUGCCGGCACCGUCAUCUCCGCGCCCACAGCUUCUUCUCGUCCAAGAUUCAAACCAGGCGAUCGCGUCUUCGGCGCAACGCAAGGCGCAUACGCAACGCACAUCCUCGCCCCGGAAUCCGUCCUUCUCCCCAUUCCAGCCAGUUGGAGCUUCGAAGACGCCGCGGGGCUGUACGUCACGGCGCCGACGGCGUAUGGUGCGCUCGUCGCGCGCGUGCACACACAACCGGGAGAAUGGGUGCUCAUCCACGCUGGUGCUGGUGGGGUUGGCCUGUCUGCGGUACAAGUUGCGAAAGCGCUGGGCGCGACUGUGAUCGCCACCGCUGGGACGGAGCGGAAAAGGGAGGUCUGUCGCGAAUAUGGGGCGGAUUAUGUGGUUGAUUAUACGGAUAACGACUGGCCCGGGAAGGUGCGUGAGAUUUGUGGCAAGGAGAGGAGCGGGAAUGGAAGGCAGGGUGUCGAUGUUGUUUAUGACCCUGUGGGGAUGAUUAGUCAGUCGCUGAAGUGUGUGGUGUGGAAUGCGCGGUUGCUUGUUAUCGGGUUUGCGGGCGGGGAGAUUGAGAAAUUGGCGCUGAAUCGGGUAUUGCUGAAGAAUGUGUCGAUCGUGGGAUUGCAUUGGGGCAUGUAUGCUAGUAAGGAGGCGGAAACAGUGGGGGAGGUCUGGAAGGGCAUUUUCAGGUUGAUCGAGGAGGGGAGGUUUAGGGGAAUAACUUAUAAGGAUAGAACAUUUGUGGGGUUGGAGAGUGUUAAGAAUGCCUUGGUGGCUUUGGGUAGGAGGGAGACGUGGGGAAAGGUGGUUGUGAGCGUGAAGGAGGAUGAGAUGGAGGAGGGCAGGGAGGCGAUGGGAAGGCAGAGUAAGCUGUAG
Endocarpon pusillum Z07020 is the source of this 1059-nucleotide messenger RNA. RefSeq lists its product as uncharacterized. The record is from RefSeq and is a predicted model, not a curated record. Gene Ontology annotation, cellular component: mitochondrion. Bases 1 to 1059 code for a protein of 352 amino acids. Gene Ontology annotation, molecular function: zinc ion binding; oxidoreductase activity. The transcript has a single exon. Lineage: Eukaryota; Fungi; Ascomycota; Eurotiomycetes; Verrucariales; Verrucariaceae.